Mangifera indica (mango) is the source of this 1779-nucleotide messenger RNA. Its product is annotated as pentatricopeptide repeat-containing protein At1g12300, mitochondrial-like. The record is from RefSeq and is a predicted model, not a curated record. NCBI's taxonomy places the organism in Eukaryota, Viridiplantae, Streptophyta, Magnoliopsida, Sapindales, Anacardiaceae. The transcript has 3 exons. Bases 165 to 1460 code for a protein of 431 amino acids. Gene Ontology annotation, molecular function: protein binding.
CAUCUUCAUCUAUUCUUUCUUCAGUUCCCCAAAAUCAACACACCAAAUCACCACCCAAACACAUCUCCACUCUUAAGCACCAUUCUCAACUUUAUAAUUUCCUUCGUGUAAACUGCAGGUCAGGUAACUUUUCUCUUGAUGAAGCUUUUGAUUCCUUCAAUUAUAUGAUUCAUAUGCACCCAACUCCUGCUAUGUCUUCCUUCAGUAUUUUGUUUUCUGCACUUGUUAAGAAAAAACAUUUUUAUCAACUUCUUGUGAUGUACACGAGAUUCAUUUCAGCUGGGUUGUUGCCGGAUUUCUUUAUUUUGAAUAUUUUAAUUGAUUGCUUAAGCAAAAUGGCACGCGAUUCUGAUGGUUUUGUAGUUCUUGGGAGUAUUUUUAGGAGGGGUUUUUACCCAAACGCUUUGACUUUUAGCAAUCUGAUUAAUGGUCUUUGUAUGGCGGGCAAGAUUAAGAAGGCCAUUGAAUUUUUUAGGAAUAUGGUUUCGGUUGGUUGUAGACCGGAUGUGGUUACAGUUGGGACUUUGAUUACUGGGUUGUGUAGAACUGGUAAUGUCGCUGUUGCCCUUCAGUUGUUUGAAGAAAUGAAUAACGGGAAUGGUGAAUUUGGUGUCAUUUGUAAGCCUAAUACUGUUUGCUAUACUACAAUUAUUGAUGGUCUCUGCAAAUAUGGGUUAGUAGGCAAGGCAAAGAAACUGUUUUCAGAAAUGAAGACCAAGGGCAUUAAUCCAGACGUGAUUACUUACGCCACUCUGAUUUAUGGUUUGUGUAAUACAUCUAAUUGGGAGGAGGCUAAAACUUUGUUUAUAGAGAUGUUGGAGGAAGGUGUAAAACCUAACGUGGUGACAUUUAACGUGGUAAUUGAUAAGUUUUGUAUCGAUGGAAAGAUGGACGAAGCCAAUGGGUUGUUCCAACUGAUGAUUAAUAGAGGUGUUUGUCCCGACACAAUAACUUAUAACAGAUUUUUGAGUGGUUUUUGCUUGGCAGGUCAAAUUGAUGAUGCUAGAAGGCUAUUUGAUUCCAUGGCAAGUGUGGGGUGUAAGCCUGAUGUUUUUAGCUACAAUAUUUUGAUGGAGGGUUUAUGCUUGACAAAUAAAAUUGAUGAUGCCAAGGAACUUUUAGCCUCAAUGUUGAGUAUGGGAUGCACACCUGAUGUAGUUAGCUACAAUACUCUGAUCAAAUGGUAUUGGAAGAAUCGAAAAAUUGAUGAAGCCUUGAAUCUUUAUGAGGAAAUGACUUCAGAGGGAGUUAGGCCAAAUGUUGUUGCUUAUAAUACCUUGCUAUCUGGGUUUUUUAUGAACGGUAAUGUCAGACAUGCAAAAAAGCUAUUUGGGAGACUCAAUAUUGCUUGGGAAAUGUUCAACAGAUUACAUAGUAAUGGCUUUGUUCCAGAUGUUAUUACAUAUAACAUUAUAAUGCAUGGAUUUUGUACGGAAGGAAAGUUAGAAAUGGCAGAAUAAUGAGACUUUAAAAGUGGUGGAACUUCUUCACAAAAUGAAAGAGAGAAAUGUGAAACCAGAUGCAUCCACAGGUUCAAUAAUAUUAGAUUUACUGGGAAAGCAUGAAGAUUAUCAUGAAGUCCUGAAUUUGCUACCAUCCUUUUCAACCCAAGAACCAACAGGAUGUUGAUUGUUGAGUAAGUGCAUUUCCAGGGGAGUAUAGCUUAUCAAGAGAGCCCUGGCAAACGCUAAAGUUUCCAUGUAAUGGUGUGUGUCAACAUUGUAGUGGUGAUUGUAUUUAUGUGAAUCCAUUAAUAAAGAAGUCAUAUAAUUGAAGUUA